Molecule: messenger RNA, 957 nt
Organism: Cryphonectria parasitica EP155
Lineage: Eukaryota; Fungi; Ascomycota; Sordariomycetes; Diaporthales; Cryphonectriaceae
Exons: 2
Coding region: 1-957 (318 amino acids)
Source: RefSeq, a predicted model, not a curated record
AUGGCUUUCCGCUCCGCCCUUCUCGCCGCUAUCUACAUGGCCACCAGCGCGUGUGCCGAGACUGUAGACCAGGGGACACUCCUCUACAGUUUUGGCAGCACAACCGACAUUGAAAACGCCGUCCUGCGUCCUAACGGCCAAAUCCUUAUGGUUCCCUUGUCCACUAACACUGUGUACAACCUGGACCCUUCCGCAGCUACUCCAUCCCCUGUGGUCGUGGCCACGCUGCCGGGCGUCGACUCUGUGCAGGGGAUUGCUUCGAUCGGAGACGACAAGUAUGCUGUGACCGCCGGUGUCCGUGGUGACAUCUACGUCAACGAGACAGUCUUUACGAUUGAUCUGGCUAACGGCAACGGCACUGUCACGCCCGAGACGAUCCUGGUUGUGCCGGAGGCCGAGAACUUCAACGGCUUGGUGUCGCUGCCAUCUGACCCCAACGUCUUGCUCGUCGCCGACUCGGUCCUCGGCCUCAUUUGGCGUAUCGACCUGGAGGCUAAGACAGCUGUGCAGGUCAUUUCCGACGAGUUGAUGGCGCUAUCAACCGACAGCCCCACCGGUGUCGACCUCGGCAUCGACGGCCUUAAGCUCUAUAUCGACGAGGCUACAGGCGAGCUCUAUGUCUACUUUACCAAUGUGUCGAAGCUUUUUCUUGCGCGCAUGCCCAUCCUUGCCAAUGGUACCGCCGCCACGGGUGCUGCAGAGAUUGUGGCCAACCAGACUGGUACCGACAACUGGGAUGAUAUGGCUAUCGCUCAAAACUCUAGCCUCAUCUUCGGAGCUAUGAAUCCUACAUAUAUCCAGAUGGUUAACAUCACCAGCGGUGAAGUGGCUAUUGUUGCUAACUUCACAACCACUGAGGGACCCACGAGUGUGGUCCUGGCAGACGACGGAGUUCACGGCUACUCUUUCACUCGUGAUGGCGAUGUUUACGAGGUCACUCUUCCGAACUAUGCUUAG